This is a messenger RNA of Eutrema salsugineum, 441 nucleotides long. RefSeq lists its product as uncharacterized. NCBI's taxonomy places the organism in Eukaryota, Viridiplantae, Streptophyta, Magnoliopsida, Brassicales, Brassicaceae. The transcript has a single exon. The coding region runs from base 1 to 441 and encodes 146 amino acids. The record is from RefSeq and is a predicted model, not a curated record.
AUGCAUAACCGCCUUACAACAGGGGAUCGGAUCGCUCAAUGGAACACUGGAGCCGAUACAUCCUGUGUCUUCUGCAGAGCAUCACUAGAAACCCGCAAUCAUCUCUUCUUCGAAUGCAGUUUUACCGAGAGGGUGUGGAGUAACCUAGUAAGGAAGCUUCUUGCACCUGAUUACACCAACAGCUGGAACGAGAUUCUAAACCAGCUGCAGGAGCACCUGCGGGAGAAAACUCGGCAAUGGUUAUUUCGUUACACCUUCCAGACAUCUCUGUAUUGGAUAUGGAGGGAGAGAAAUAACAGAAGGCAUGGUGAACCGCCAACAACAGAGGGGCAAAUGGCUCAAUUCAUCGACAAGCAGAUCAGAAACAAAUUAUCUUCUAUCAGAGCCAUGGGAGAUACUCGUUACGACGAAGGGAUGGUGAUAUGGUUUUCAACACGAUAA